GCGGACCGAGGCUAGAAGUCUGAAAGCCCAGGAGGUCCGCGGAGAGUCUCAGGGUGGAGUCCUGCGUGUCUCCGGACCCUGCUGCCCCCCCCCCCCGGGGCACUCCCGGGGGCGCUCCCGGGGCUUCCACUCUGUCUUCCCUCCUGACUGUCCCACCUCUGGAUCUUUGCGUUCAGAAUCCUAGGUCAAUUUCUCCCUUUGGAUGCCUCUCUGAGGCUUCCCCUCUCCUGUCUGCAUCUCUGUUCUCUGGAUCACACUGAAGCUGUCUCCAGCUGCCGUCACAGGCUUUGUUUCCUCUGAUCUGAAAUUCUUUUCUAUCUCCCACUGUCUCUACUUGAGAUUUCUAAUCCCUUUGCUCUUGUGUACCCCUUCCACACUGGAACCUGGGUCUGACUGCAUCCUCCUUUCUUCCUGGAGGAUACCUAGAAGACAAUCAGGGCUGAGGUCAUGGCAGUGCCUGCUCUGUGGCCCUGGGGAGUAUACUUGCUUAUGAGCCUGCUGUCCUUGGGAUCUUGCCUGGACACACUGGAGGUGUGCCCCAGUCUUGACAUCCGCUCGGAGGUGACAGAGCUCCGUCGGCUGGAGAACUGCAGUGUGGUGGAGGGUCACCUACAGAUCCUCCUCAUGUUUGCCGCCACGGGAGAGGACUUCCGAGGCCUCAGCUUUCCUCGCCUCACCCAGGUGACUGACUACCUGCUGCUGUUCCGAGUCUAUGGCCUAGAGAGCCUUCGAGACCUCUUCCCCAACCUUGCUGUGAUCCGAGGUGCGCGCCUCUUCCUGGGCUAUGCACUUAUAAUCUUCGAGAUGCCCCACUUGAGGGACAUUGGGCUGCCGUCGCUUGGGGCCGUGCUGCGUGGGGCCGUUCGUGUGGAGAAGAACCAGGAACUUUGCCAUCUCUCCACCAUUGACUGGGGCCUGCUGCAGCCUGCACCUGGUGCCAACCACAUUGUUGGGAACAAGCUGGGUGAGGAGUGUGCUGACGUGUGCCCUGGUGUGCUGGGGGCUGCUGGUGAGCCCUGUGUGAGAACCACCUUCGGUGGGCACACCGACUACAGGUGUUGGACCUCCAGCCACUGUCAGAGAGUGUGUCCCUGCCCCCGUGGGCUGGCCUGCACAGUAGGUGGCGAGUGCUGCCACAGUGAAUGUCUCGGGGGCUGCAGUCAGCCUGAAGACCCUCGAGCCUGCGUAGCUUGCCGCCACCUCUACUUCCAAGGAGUCUGCCUCCCCACCUGCCCUCCGGGCACCUACCAGUAUGAGUCUUGGCGGUGUGUCACUGCGGAGCUCUGUGGCCAUCUGCGAGAGGUUCCUGGACAUGCCACCGCCUUUGGCAUCUACGAGGGCAGCUGCCUAGCUCAGUGCCCUCCAGGCUUCACCCGUAAUGGCAGCAGCAUUUUCUGCCAUAAGUGUGAGGGCCUGUGCCCCAAAGAGUGCAAGGUUGGGACAAAGACCAUCGACUCUGUCCAAGCCACACAGGACCUAGUGGGCUGCACCCAUGUGGAGGGGAGCCUCAUCCUCAACCUUCGACAAGGCUGUCAGUAUUCUUCCUGGUCACGCCCUUGGCCACGCCCUCCGUGGUCACACCCUCCCUCCCUUGCAUGGUUCCCCCUCAUCCCUCCGUUCCUACCUCCUCGUUUGUCCCUCCAGCUCCCUUCCCUGUGGACCCAUCACCUUCCCUGGCCUGCUCCACUCCUAUCUUUCUCAUCCCCAGACAAUCUGGAGCCAGAGCUUCAACGCAACCUGGGGCUGGUGGAGACCAUCACCGGCUUCCUCAAAAUCAAGCACUCUUUUGCACUCGUGACCCUGGGAUUUUUCAAGAACCUCAAACUAAUCCGGGGAGAUUCCAUGGUGGAUGGGAACUACACUCUGUACGUGUUAGACAACCAGAACCUGCAACAGUUGGGGUCUUGGGUGGCCGCAGGGCUCACCAUUCCCGUGGGCAAAAUAUACUUCGCCUUCAACCCACGCCUCUGCCUGGAGCACAUAUACCAACUGGAAGAGGUGACCGGAACCAGAGGCCGGCAAAGCAAGGCUGAAAUCAACCCCCGGACCAAUGGAGAUCGUGCUGCCUGCCAGACUCGCACUCUGCGCUUUGUGUUCAACCUGACCGAGGAGGACCGCAUCCUCCUGCGCUGGGAGCGCUAUGAGCCACUGGAGGCCCGUGACCUGCUCAGCUUCAUCGUCUAUUACAAGGAGUCCCCAUUCCAGAAUGCCACAGAACACGUGGGUCCAGACGCCUGUGGAACUCAGAGCUGGAAUCUGUUGGAUGUGGAACUACCCCUCAGCCGCACCCAGGAGCCCGGGGUGACCCUAGCCCCCCUAAAGCCCUGGACGCAGUAUGCUGUGUUUGUGCGAGCCAUCACACUGACCACGGCUGAGGACAGCCCCCAUCAGGGAGCCCAGAGCCCCAUUGUCUACCUGCGAACAUUACCUGCAGCACCCACAGUACCCCAGGACGUCAUCUCCACCUCCAAUUCCUCUUCACACCUCCUGGUGCGCUGGAAGCCGCCGGUCCAGCGCAAUGGAAACAUCACCUAUUACCUGGUGUUGUGGCAGCGGCUAGCAGAGGACGGUGACCUCUACAUCAAUGACUACUGCCACCGCGGUCUGCGGCUGCCCACCAGCAGCCACGACACACGCUUCGACCGUGAAGACCCGGCGCUGGAGGCUGAGCCGGAGCAAGGCUGCUGUCCUUGCCAACACUCGCCUCCUGGUCAGGCCCUGCCUGCACUGGAGGCACAAGAGGUCACCUUCCAGAAAAAGUUUGAAAACUUCCUACACCAUGCCAUCACCAUCCCCAAGGCCCCGUGGAAAGUGACAUCCAUCAACAAGAACCCCCAAAGGGAUUCGGAGAGGCACCGCCGGGAAACUGGGCUUCUCAGACUAGGGAAAAACAACUCGGAUUUUGAGAUUCAUGAGGACAAGGUUCCCCGGGAGCGAGCAGUAUUGAGCGGCUUGCGACACUUCACAGAAUACAGGAUUGACAUCCAUGCCUGCAACCACGCGGCACACACUGUGGGCUGCAGCGCUGCCACCUUCGUCUUUGCACGCACCAUGCCACAUAGAGAGGCCGAUGGCAUCCCAGGGAAAGUGGUCUGGAAGGCGGUUGGCAAGAGCAGUGUCAUCUUGCAUUGGCUUGAGCCACCUGACCCCAAUGGGCUCAUCCUCAAGUAUGAAAUCAAGUACCGCCGCCUUGGAGAGGAGGCCACAGUGCUUUGUGUGUCCCGUCUUCGAUAUGCCAAAGUUGGUGGGGUCCACCUGGCUCUGCUGCCUCCUGGAAACUACUCUGCUAAAGUUCGGGCCACCUCAUUGGCUGGCAAUGGCUCCUGGACUGACGGUGUUGCCUUCUACAUCACCGGUCCAGAGGAAGAGGAUACUGGGGGACUGCGCAUCCUCCUCACUGUCACCCCUGUCGGCUUCAUGCUGCUCGUGAUGCUUGCUGCCCUUGGUUUCUUCUACAGCAAAAAGAGAAACAGCACGCUGUACACAUCCGUGAACCCGGAGUAUUUUAGUGCAUCCCACAUGUAUGUCCCCGACGAGUGGGAGGUCCCUCGGGAGCAGAUAGCCAUCAUCCGCGAGCUGGGCCAGGGCUCUUUUGGGAUGGUAUAUGAGGGACUGGCACGAGGACUUGAGGCUGGAGAGGAGUCUACACCUGUAGCCCUGAAGACAGUUAAUGAGCUGGCCAGCGCUCGGGAACGCGUUGAAUUCCUCAAGGAAGCAUCUGUCAUGAAGGCCUUCAAGUGUCACCAUGUGGUCCGUCUCCUGGGUGUGGUGUCUCAGGGCCAGCCAACUUUGGUCAUCAUGGAGUUAAUGACCCGUGGAGACCUCAAGAGCCAUCUCCGAUCUCUGAGACCUGAGGCAGAGAACAACCCUGGCCUCCCACAGCCAGCACUCAGUGACAUGAUUCAGAUGGCUGGUGAGAUUGCAGAUGGCAUGGCCUAUCUUGCUGCCAAGAAGUUUGUGCACCGGGACCUGGCAGCCCGCAACUGCAUGGUGUCUCAGGAUUUUACCGUCAAAAUUGGUGACUUCGGAAUGACUCGGGAUGUGUACGAGACAGACUAUUACCGCAAGGGUGGAAAGGGGCUACUGCCUGUGCGCUGGAUGGCCCCUGAGUCCCUCAAAGACGGAAUCUUCACCACUCACUCAGACGUCUGGUCCUUUGGUGUGGUGCUCUGGGAGAUUGUGACCCUAGCUGAACAACCGUACCAGGGCCUAUCAAACGAGCAGGUGCUGAAGUUUGUCAUGGACGGUGGAGUUCUAGAGGAGCAAGAGGAUUGUCCAAUUCAGCUACAGGAGCUGAUGAGACGCUGCUGGCAGCAUACUCCACGCCUGCGCCCGACUUUCGUCCACAUCCUGGAUCGCAUACAGGAUGAACUUCGUCCCUCUUUCCGGCUCUGCUCCUUCUACUACAGCCCCGAGUGUCAGCGGGGCCAGGCCUCCUUGCUGCCUACUGAGGCAGAGCCUGACUCCCCACCAACCUUAAAUGGAGCUUCAGACUAUGGUCCCCCAAAUGGGGACCCAGGACACUGAAGGGUCAACCUUUCCCAACCUGACUGGCCUGCCAUGGGCAGGGAAGGCAGAACCCAACCUUCAUGGCCAGCUGUUCCCCUCUCACCCCGAAUCCCCCUAAGACGGGUCAAGAAUUAGCUCAGCACUAGCAGAGAGCAGGUGCCAGAAAGGGAGGCAUCUGAACUCAUAGACGAUAGCCUAACAAACUCACAGGGACAGCCUGUGGGAGGGACUCACAAGGCAGAAAUGUCCUGCCCUCAGAGAGAAGCACUGCCACCGGGGCAGGGUCCAGAGACACGUCCCCUUCAACUUCAGGUGUCAACAGCUUGAAAGCGAAUGAGAGGCAGGCCUGGAGAUCUUUCUACUCCCGUUGGGGUCUGGACACAAAUGUCCACAGACAAUUCCUUCUUUCCCUGUGGUAGACUCCUCCUCUCUGCCCCACAUACCAGGACCCUGAGCAAGUGGGUCUCACACAUGGCCCUCACUUCUCUCCCCCUGCUCUACCCAGGGACCUCAAGCUUGGUGCUCCUCCUUUGCCUCAAGGGCAUCCCUUGAUGUGCAGUUUCCCCUUCUCCAGGUGUCCCCUGGAUUGCUAGCCCUGAAUGCUAAGGUUGCAAGAGCCUUGUCUCCCCCUCUCCCCCUGUCCCUUCUCCCACACAGCCUCUCCCGGGAAGACUGGAGAAGACUCAAUAAAUACCAAGGUCUGUUUGUAUUUGG
Rattus norvegicus (Norway rat) is the source of this 5223-nucleotide messenger RNA. RefSeq names its product insulin receptor-related receptor (gene Insrr). Lineage: Eukaryota; Metazoa; Chordata; Mammalia; Rodentia; Muridae. The record is from RefSeq and is a predicted model, not a curated record. Gene Ontology annotation, molecular function: transmembrane receptor protein tyrosine kinase activity; ATP binding; protein tyrosine kinase activity. Gene Ontology annotation, biological process: cell surface receptor protein tyrosine kinase signaling pathway; actin cytoskeleton organization; cellular response to alkaline pH. Gene Ontology annotation, cellular component: membrane; signaling receptor complex.